Messenger RNA from Lodderomyces theae, 1329 nucleotides. RefSeq names its product ubiquinol--cytochrome-c reductase subunit. The coding region runs from base 1 to 1329 and encodes 442 amino acids. NCBI's taxonomy places the organism in Eukaryota, Fungi, Ascomycota, Pichiomycetes, Serinales, Debaryomycetaceae. Gene Ontology annotation, biological process: aerobic respiration. Gene Ontology annotation, molecular function: metalloendopeptidase activity; metal ion binding. The transcript has a single exon. The record is from RefSeq and is a predicted model, not a curated record. Gene Ontology annotation, cellular component: mitochondrion.
AUGAUUCGUGGUUCAUCUGUAUUGAGAAGCAUUACUGCACGUCGUUUCGUAUCAAGUGGUACCAAAUACACCACUUUAUCCAAUGGAGUCACCGUUUCCACUGAAACUAUUCCAAAUGCACAACACUCAGCAGUUGGUUUGUACUUCUCCGCUGGUUCUAGAUCUGAACAUCCUUACAAUAAUGGUGUUUCUGCAUUGACAGCCACUGUUCUUUCCCAACAACACAAUACUUCAGCCGAUGGAGUUGUUGUAAGCGCACAAAAUGGAAGAGAGUUUAACGGUAUUGUUGCCGAGACCACCAAUGACAAUAUCGAAGCCGCAGGUAAGUUACUUUCAACUAUUGCCACCAAUGCCGAGGAGAUUGUUUCCAAAUCUGAUUUCCAAUUUGGUAAAAACGUUUUGAUCAACCAAGCCAAUGCCCUCGAAGCAAACCCAAGGUCGAGAGUUAUCAGCCAUUUGUCUGCCACUGCAUACCAAGGCUAUUCAUUGGGUUUACCAAAAUUGGGUACUGAAGAAUCAAUUUCAGGAUUGGAGACCCAAGACUCAUUGCGUCACUUGGCAAAGUACUUGGUAAAUGACAAUGUUACCAUUUCUGCCGCAGGUAACCUUGACCAUGACAAAUUGGUUGAAGUCAUUGAAUCCAAUUUGAAAGUUGCACAAGGUGUUAAGCCAGAAAAGAAACCAGCUUCAUUCUUGGGUUCAGAAGUCAGAAUGAGAGAUGAUACCAUGCCAAAGGCUUAUAUUUCAAUUGCUGUUCAUGGUGAAGGAUUGGACUCACCAGAUUUAUACACUGCGAAAGUUGCUGCCAAGAUCUUUGGUAACUUUAACAUUCACUCACCAAAAGCUCACUACAAGUCAUCCAAGUUGUCAUCAAUUGUUCAAGAAUACAACAUUGUCGAAAAAUACGAACACUUUUCAAAAUCCUUGUCCGACCACGGUUUGUGGGGUUUUUAUGCUGAAAUUCCAGAUAGAUUCACUAUUGACGAUUUCGUUCACUUCACAUUGAAACAAUGGAACAGAUUGUCCAUCUCAAUCAGUGAAGCUGAAGUUGCUAGAGCCAAGGCACAAGUCAAGACCCACCUCUUGAGGGAAUUGACACACACAAAGCGUGUUGCUACUCACAAUGCCAGAGAUGUUUUGGCUAUUGGUCACCAAAGAUCUGUUACUGAAGCAUUUGAGAAGAUUGAUGCUAUUACCGUUGCUGACGUUAAGAGAUGGGGUCAAAACAAGGUUUGGGAUAGAGAUAUCGUUAUCUCCGGUACCGGUUUGAUUGAAGAUUUGUUGGAUUACAACAGAAACAGAAACGAAAUGGCCAUGAUGAGAUGGUAA